This is a messenger RNA of Brienomyrus brachyistius, 3544 nucleotides long. RefSeq names its product syntaxin-5-like. Lineage: Eukaryota; Metazoa; Chordata; Actinopteri; Osteoglossiformes; Mormyridae. Gene Ontology annotation, biological process: intracellular protein transport; endoplasmic reticulum to Golgi vesicle-mediated transport; vesicle fusion. Gene Ontology annotation, cellular component: SNARE complex; endomembrane system; Golgi membrane. The coding region runs from base 554 to 1642 and encodes 362 amino acids. Gene Ontology annotation, molecular function: SNARE binding; SNAP receptor activity. The record is from RefSeq and is a predicted model, not a curated record. The transcript has 11 exons.
AUGGUGACGUGUCGGUUCCAAUCGCAGAUAGCUAUAAAGGUUUCAUUUUGUUUUAGUUAUAUUGUUUAAUGUCAAAAAGCUUUUGGCCGACUCACGCAGUUUUAAAACGGCAAAUCGACUGUAACAGUAUGGCUGUUUGGUUUCUUGCACUGCAUUGACGCUUCAUUUUUUCUAUCAAAUAGUUCAAUCGUUAUUCUCCUUCACAUUUGGACAAAUCUUUAAGAUUAUGCUGAACUUGUUUUGACGUCUCGAACUGCUGCUGACGAGCUACCAUGUAACGUGAAUGACGUGUAAUUCACCCAAUCUGACUCCUGGAAAGGGUGCCGUAGGUGAAGGGUCACGUGUAUGUAGACCAAUAGGAAAGCGCGUUAACGGGUUUCACGCGCUCCGCUGCCGAGUUUUAAUGAAGAAGGCGGUGUUCUAGGUCUAGGACUUCCGGAUUGACCUAAUCGCUUGAUGAAGCAAAUGGGAAUGUAAAUGAUAGAGAAGUUUUACGAGAUAACAGUCGUUUACAGUUGAUAAUAGUGAUGACUGGUGAUGUGUCAUAGCUCCCAUGAACGCACGUCGUCGCCACGGUUCUAAAAGUAGCCAGCAGGGGGCAUACUUCGGCCCUUCCCAGACUCAAACGCUGCUGAGCGACCAGCCAGACACGGCAUUUGCGUCCCCUGCUGCCGCUGCACCAUCCCUGCUCCUCCCACCCGUGGACACGAGCAGAAUGUCUUGCCGAGAUCGGACGCAGGAGUUCUUGUCCGCUUGCAAGUCUAUCCAGAGUCAGCAAAAUGGGUUCCAGGCCAAUAAACCAAGUCACAGUCCUCUCAGGCAACGCAGUGACUUCACUCUUAUGGCAAAGAAAAUCGGGAGAGACCUCAGUAACACCUUUGCCAAAUUGGAAAAACUCACAAUGUGUAAGAUGUGCGAUCUCAGAGCUGAUGUGGCCAAGAGGAAAUCACUGUUUGAUGACAAGGCAGUUGAGAUUGAAGAGCUCACUUACAUCAUCCGGCAGGACAUCAGUAGCCUGAAUAAGCAGAUAGCCCAUCUGCAGGAGCUCAUUCGCUCCCGGGGCAGCCAGAAUGGCAGGCAUCUCCAGACUCACUCCAACACCGUCGUCGUCUCCCUGCAGUCGAAACUGGCAUCUAUGUCAAACGACUUCAAAUCGGUACUGGAGGUGAGAACAGAGAACCUUAAACAGCAGCGAAGUCGUAGGGAGCAAUUCUCCAAUGCCCCAGUUUCUGCGGCAACCGUGCAUGCUAGGAACUUUGAUGGUUCUCUGUUGAUGCAAGAUGAGCCAAAGAAACCUGCAGACGUCUCCAUAGAGAUGGAUUCUCGCGCCAACCAUCAGCUUCAGCUGAUCAACGAACAGGAGUCGUACAUCCAGAGCCGAGCAGACACCAUGCAGAACAUCGAGUCCACCAUCGUGGAGCUGGGCUCGAUCUUCCAGCAGCUUGCCCACAUGGUGAAGGAGCAAGAGGAGACGGUGCACAGAAUCGACGCGAACGUGGAGGACACCCAGCUGAAUGUGGACGCCGCCCACGGCGAGAUCCUCAAGUACUUCCAGUCGGUCUCCUCCAACCGCUGGCUCAUGAUAAAAAUCUUCCUCAUCCUCAUCAUCUUCUUCAUCGUCUUUGUCGUCUUCCUCGCCUGAGUGGGAGACAUGGGAGGAAUUCGUACCAAGAAAUGGACUCAGUUCUUCAUGCAGAACCAGGUGGUCAGGUGUGUUGGGGGGAGGGGGGUGGGGGGAAGUGGGUUCUGUCAGCCAGGCCUGUCUUGGCAACAACUUCAUUCACACUGCCCCUUAUCACUGCCAACAUUGAGAUCCUACCCUCCAGCCCAAGACCUUCUUACUUCAGACCUUGACGCUAAUAGUCAAUCUGCCCAACAGUGAACCAAGGCUUGCAGGUUCUUCCUGUAAUGAAUUAUUAAUUAUGAUCACAGAAAGAGCAACCAUCAAUUUAUUUUUUUUUUAAAUGUGUUCCCUACAAGUAAAACCUUUCUUAGAUUUCUUAAAGAGAUGCCUUCACUCAUCAUUCUAAGAUGGAGUGAGUACCUCUUAAGGGUUCAGUAUUAAAGGUUAAAGGUUCUUCUGUCCCCGUUUCCUGUCCUUCGGUUCUGGGCAGGUGUGAAGGAGCGUCCCCAUCUCUGCUUUGUCCUUUCAGCGUUUUGCUGUGGUUCAUUAAACCAGAAGCCGUCAAAUGUCGGCUGAAAUUCUGGAUCAGACCCAUUGUUUCUGGCCGAAGAUAGCGCUGAGAUUCCUUCACGUAUGAUUAAUGCCUGAUUUUGCCAGUUGAUUCAUGUUGCGUCUGUGUGAAUAUGUAAGUGGUUAUGCGUUUUGUUGGGACCAUUACACAGAAUGACUUAACAUCGUUCAUAUUUUGAUGGCCCUUUAAAGAUAUUCAUGGAAAGUUUCCUCUCUGAAUAUAAAUAUAUGCUAUUCUUAGCUACUGCCUGUCUGUAGAUCCUUUGCGGUUUUGUUAGUAUUCGAAAUACCCAAAAAUUACUGGUAUAUUGCAGUUUCAUCAUUUAAUAUUGUCACUGAACAACAUAAUAUUGAAUAUCUUUUAAGUGCUAAAUUUGAACCCCUCAGGGCACAUUUGCACAACCAGCCAUGAAUCGGUCGGCUUGUUCCUGAGAAGUCAUGGUUCACGGCGGUUUUAAUUCACACAGACCUCUUGAACUAUCACUAACCUAUUGAUGGACAUUAAAAAAAGUUAGGUUGGGUAUUGUGACCAAAACAUUUUUAUGACACAACCCAAGCAUUCGUAUUCAGGUGCUGGUCACCUUGGUUCUCUGAACCAAGGUACGGGUUUCGCUCGCAGUGUCUCCUUCCGGAAACCAUGAAAUCAGGAGCACAUAUAAUAGACGGGACCGAGGCUUUUCAAGAACAGGGCUCGUGAGAUCUAGUCCCGUGACACGCAGAGCAAUUUCUCAAAGUAAACCACCCAUUUCACCGCGAGUCGUUUAGAGAUCUAUGCUUUGCCUGGAAUCGGCACUGGAUUCUACCAAAAGAGAGGUUCCUACUGAUGAUCCUUGUACUCUUGGAUGGCCCACACUGUUUCUUGAGGUCUAGAGGAAUGAAUCUUUCCGGAAACCUUUCAGUUGGCAUCUGCAUGAUACUCAGCAAGGCAACCUAUCAGUAUGGUUAAUAGCUAGCUAAAGCUGAGCGAAAUGCUACCAAGGGCCAGAGCUGGGUACUGUUGAUAGCUGUAUAAAGAGUGUCUUGGAAUUUGUCAUGUUGCAUCACAUUGCGCACAUCGAUAGCUACAGACGCUAGUCUGUGAUCAUCAGGACCUUCUGACCACUCCCAAUCUCAGUGCUGUCAGGGAACACAUUCUGUAAUCCUUCCGGUCGGAAUUCUGUCUUCAGGAUGAAGGCAUUCUCUAAGGUUUAAUGCAUUUUGUAAUUCUAGUAAUUACUGCUGAUACUCUUAUGACUGCUUGUCACACUAUGUGUUUCUGGAAUUAUUUUAUUUAAAAAAAAAAAAAAAAAAAUCCUUUUGUUCAAGGACCCGAAAAGUAAUUAAAGCCUUGACGUUGAAUCUUUCUUCGCA